CUUCUGAUAAAACCUUCUAUUUAUUGGAAAUCGAGAUCAUUUUCUAGAUUAGAAGUAAAGAUGAACUUUCUAGCUAUUAGUUCACUGGUUUUAUUGGCUGCGGCCAUUUGCGCGGGCGAACCCAGCCCCCAAAUCAUCCCUAUACCGGGUGGCCUGACCGGCAACGGCCCCACCACGCGCUACUGGGACUGCUGCAAGCCCACCUGCGCCUGGCCCGGCAACGUCGGCUACAAGACCCCGAUCAAGUCCUGCCAGGCGGACGGUGUCACCGCCAACGAUCCGGAGAUUCAGUCGGGCUGCGAGGCUGAUGGGCAUUCCUACGUGUGCACCAAUCAGGCGGGCUUCGUGGUGAACUCGACCUUGGCGUACGGAUUCGUGGCUGCGCGGUUCGUCGGAGUGAAGAGGAACAUGUGCUGCUCAUGCGUACUGUUCUCCUUCCAGCAGGAGCAGCUGAAGGACAAGAAGAUGCUCGUACAGGUGACCAACACCGGCAACGCCCCUGAAACCGGCACGAACCUGUUCGACAUCGCGAUGCCCGGCAGCGGCGUCGGUUACUACACGCAGGGCUGCACGUCGCAGUGGAACUCUGACGUCAGCAACUGGGGCGACCAGUACGGAGGCGUCAACAGCGCCGAAGAGUGCUACAAGCUGCCACAGAACCUGUGGGAAGGCUGUCUGUUCAGGUUCCAGUGGAUGGAGGGUGUGUCCAAUCCCGAUAUCACUUUCGUGGAGGUGCAGUGUCCCAAGGAGCUUCUUGAUAUUAGUGGUUGUAGUCCAGUUGGUUGAGGCGAGAAUUCAAUAUAAUGAUAUAAUAUGAAAGCUCCUGACUUUUAUUUGUAUAUUCCGUGGAAAAAUUCAUAAGAAGAAAUACAAAACAAAUAUAUACACAAGUCAGAUUACAGAAAUCGGAUGUUUUCAUAUUCAAUUGACUGUUUUACGUACGCACGAUGAACAGCUACUUCAUUGAAUAGACAUGGCGUAAUAUAAUACAAUGCUUUUAUUGCUGUUUUGAUCUAAAAUGAGGAAAAAACUCGACUAGAACACAUGGCGUA
Molecule: messenger RNA, 1052 nt
Organism: Phaedon cochleariae (mustard beetle)
Lineage: Eukaryota; Metazoa; Arthropoda; Insecta; Coleoptera; Chrysomelidae
Source: the annotation of a GenBank genome assembly